AUGGCCUCGACGAAUCCCUUCCGGCAGGGAGGGCAGACUGCCCCUGCCCCUCCCUCCGAGUCGGCGCACGAGGACAGCCGGCCAUCGUCGUUUGCCACCGCCUCGACGGCCCAUGCCUCGACCGUGUCAUACAAGGUAGGUGAGGUCGCCGGCCGUCCUGGUGUGGCGCCGCCUCGCUGGGCGUAUGGCCACUCCAUUGCCGGCCGCCAGCGCCAGGGCCCCUACCUUGAUGCGUACCGCAGCGAGUCGCCCAACCCCUCAUCGAAUGGACACACGGUCGAAAACAGCGAUGCGGAGAGUUUCGCCUCGGCCCGUUUCUUUGACGCAGCUACACCGCAGGGGAGUGAGUACCAUGACGCAGAUCUCGCACCGCCUACCACGACGACAAUUCCUAUGUCGUCGCUCGGCACUACGCAGGAAGAAGUGUUUAAAGACGGCACGACACAGCCGACGAUCCACACGGUCAAGUCCCCCGCCACGCAGCCGACCAUCCAUACGACGGCGCCGGUCGCAGGCUCUGCUGCAACCGUGCAAACGGCGCCGCCGCCACCGGCCGGCACGACUACCAUCCGCGCUGCGCGCCCUACAGCGUCGAGCUCUUCGUCGUCCAUCCCUCGUAGUGCGGCGGCAGGGGGGGCGGCAGGCGCCACUGCUGCAGCGGGGGCUGCCACUGCUCCGUCUCAUCCCAGCGCUGAGCCUGUAUUCGUGUCGCAGUCGUCUAUUCCGCCUGCGGGGUCACAGCCCGUCACGGCACCGGGUAUGGCGCCGCCUGUGGCGUCCGACGAUCUGGAGUCGGGGCCUGUGCCGAUCAUGUCGCAUGUUAUGAACAUGCAAGACGAUCCGAGCUCUGUGCCGCCUCCCGCACCCCGUCAGCCUAGCUUCCUGCAGCGCUGGUGGCGUUGGAUUCUGGCGGUGAUUGCUAUCAUUGUGAUUUUGGCCAUUGCGCUGGGUGUGGGUCUCGGUGUGGGUCUGAACAAUGGCAGCAGUGACAAAAACAACUUGGCAUCGCCUGGCGCCAAGUCGAACUCGCCUGGCGCCCAGUCUUCGUCGAUGGCCGCACAGGACUCGAAGGCGGCUUCGGAGGCCAAGAAUCUGAAGCCGCUGCCGCGUUGGGACUGGACGUCCAAGACACAGAAAGUGUUCGGUACGAAUCUCGGUGGUUUGUUCAUGCUGGAGCGCUGGCUUUACGAGGACUGGAUGGUCCAGGCGGGCGGCUACGAUGCGUGGGACGAGUACCACAUGUCGCUGAACCUGGGUGACAAGAUGGUCGAUCAGCUGAACUACAUUCUUGAUACAUGGUUCACUGAGGCGGACAUGGAUACGAUUCAGUCGGCUGGUAUUAAUAUGAUCCGUAUUCCGAUUGGCUACUGGCCGUUCCUUUCGACAGAGCUGACCAAGGAGCCGUACCGCAACGCCACCCAUCUGGACAAGCUCUCGGAUGUGAUGUACUGGUCGUGGAAGCGCAACAUGUACGUCCUGAUCGAUAUGCAUGGUAUGCCGGGCAGUCAGAACAACGAUCAGUCAAGUGGCUACAACAACACGCAGCUGGACAGCCAGCAGAUCUCGAUGUGGUACACGCCCGAGAACCAGAACUUUUCUCGCCAGGCCGUGACGAACAUGCUCGACUGGGUCGACAGGCACCCUGCGAAGUCGGUGAUUGCCGGUGUGACGACGGUGAACGAGCCGAAGGUGUAUACGAACGACACAUACAUGAGUCUGCUGAAGGACUACUAUGACUGGAGUCUUCAGACGCUGCGCAAGUACAAAUUGCCGCUCAUUGCGCACCAUGCGUUUUUGAACAACCCGUACGACUACUGGCAAUCGUACGCCUCGAACCAAGAUCCGUCAGAGUUCAUUCUCGACGAUCAUCCGUACCCUGCCUGGUACCAAACGCCUGAGCCUGAGGACCAGACGGUGAUGACCAACAACAUCUGCAAGUUCGCUCAGAGCACGAGCCAGUUCCCUGUGCCUGUGCUCAUGGGUGAGUAUUCGGCGGUGUCGAACGUAAACACCACGGACUGGACGACGCAGUAUCUCAACACGGAGGUCAAAGUGUUUGGCUGGUCGGCCGGCUCCAUGUUCUUCAACUUCCGUGUGAACGCCUCGGCGAACCCUGUGGUGGGCCCGUCGCAGAUCAUCGGCAAGAAGUACUCGAUGCUGGAUAUGAUGAAGCAGAACAGCCCUAUCGGUACCUUCCCACGACGCGAUAACUCGACAUCGGUCGUCAACUGGACCAACAGUCUCUCGUCGGCGUGCGGGGACAACCCGGGUAUGCAAUGGUAA
Molecule: messenger RNA, 2283 nt
Organism: Malassezia pachydermatis
Lineage: Eukaryota; Fungi; Basidiomycota; Malasseziomycetes; Malasseziales; Malasseziaceae
Product: glucan -beta-glucosidase precursor
Exons: 1
Coding region: 1-2283 (760 amino acids)
Biological process (GO): glucan catabolic process
Cellular component (GO): cell surface; extracellular region
Molecular function (GO): beta-glucosidase activity
Source: RefSeq, a predicted model, not a curated record